GACUACUCGCCAUUUUCUCAACUUGUUCUUCGUCAGAACAUUCGCCAUUGCCCGUCGUGUGUCAACCCUUAAUCUCCGCGUCGUUCGUCCAGCAAUCAGCGACAUUGAAUCUCAUCCACCAUCGCGUUGAAUCCUCUGACCACAGACCAAGUCUAGCCGUCGACGAACGUUCGCUAUCAUCUAAGCCUUGAACGUGAACCCGUACUGACUACUACCGGACUUCCUCUCAUUUGUGGCGACACGCAUCAGUUUGGAGGUCCAGAAUGAGCAUACUACAGCAUACGUUUUCAACCUACCGCAAGAAUUCCAGCUCAACCGUAUGGGACGAGGAGUGGCCAGAGCUCAUCACAUCCAGUCCAGUGAAAUCGCCUUCUCAUCAAUUCGAUCAUAAAGAUCUACCUGCGUCGAGCGCUGCAAAAUCAAGACCAUCUAGCUUGGAGUCGGCGAACGUAACGCCUGCGACCAAUUCCUCCCCUUCUGCGUCGACGACGGCACCUAAAGCGCCAAAGGCCAAGAAAAAGUCCGUUCACACCACAGGCAGGGUGCGCGCUGCGCGCCUAACGCUGUCGAUGCGCACGCCCGUUACUCCCUUGCUCUCUUCGCCGUCUCUUUCACCACCAUCUACCAUCGCGAGUGCGAUUGACGACCGACCGAUCCACCCUGCCACGCCGUCUCAGAUAUGCACUUCGCGCGCCACGGAUAGCGCGGUACCGCCACCUGACCCCUCGAAGAAAGACGCUACUGCCUCGUCUCCUUACGCAGAGAACUACGCCGCAGGCACGCUGGAGUACACAGACCCAGAGUCAGCGGUGAUCCUCCACCGCAAGGUCCGCGGAUUGCUCAACAAACUCACCGAUCAGAACUUCGACUCCGUCUCGGAGAUAAUCAUCACGUGGGCGAAUAAGUCGGAGGGCGAGCACGACGCCCGGUCCCUCGUCCAGGUCAUCCGACUCGUGUACGACGCGGCGGUCAACGAGCUAGCCUCGACAGAUUUGUGUGCGCGUCUCUGCUUCAAGAUGAUGCACAAGAUCACCUUGAAGGCGCAGGACGAGGGUGACACUGACGCGGAGGGCAAGCCGACCGCAGGCGGUCAGUUCUUCCGCAAGUACCUCAUGAACCUGUGCCAAGACGACUUUGAGCGCGACUGGGUUGCGAAGCCGAGCGCUACUACGAUGCAGUCGGCAGACAAUCAGGGCGCCGGGGUUGGUUCUGGGAGGGACGAGUCUCGCGAGAGUGCUGUGGAUGCGGGAGGGUGCGAUGCUGCGCCUAAGACGAAGCAAAAGGGCCUCGGUGUCGUCAGGUUUCUCGGAGCGUUGUUCAAAGAGCUCAUGCUGACGGAGCGUAAUAUGCACGAUUGUAUCAAGAAGUGCCUAGGCAACAUCGAGAAGCACGAGGAGGAGGAGAUCGAGAGCUUGUGCGUGCUCCUCAACGCCGUUGGCCAGCUGCUCGACACGACGGAGGGCCGUGCCCAGAUGGACUCCUACUUCGCGCAUAUUAUGGAGUUGACGGAGAACCCGAAGUUGAACAAGCGUAUGCAGUUCUUGCUUCUGGAUGUCAUCGAGUUGCGCGAACGCAAGUGGUUGCCGCGCGGGCAGGCUCAGGCUGCUUCCCCUACUACCACCGCCGCCGCUCACGCGCCGGCCGCGAAAAAGGCGCCUGUGAAGGAGGAGGGACAUCGGUUUGAAGAAAGAAAGUACGAGAUCUUUCAUCGUGGCCGCCAGCGGCCGCACGUCAGCUCCUGCGGCGGUGCCGUCACUGUUAAUACCCAUGCGCACGCUGCGCCAUCAUCGGAGGUGAAGUCGUCCCACUCUGAGAAAACCAGCAAGUCGAAAACCAUGACCUUUGGACCCAUGGGCGCAUUCGCGAAGAAUAAGAACAAGCGAUCAUCCGUGUCAUUGUCGCGAGGUCCAUCGAGUGCGUUUGGAAAUUGGAUGAACCCCAACCCUGGAGGCGCGGAGCCUGAGGCUGCGACCGUACAACCGAUUCGGCCACGAAGCUGCAGUGCCAGUGUUCCGUCAGGCUCUGCUGACGCUCUUGAAGCCUCACCACAACCGACGGAGCUUCCGCUGUCUCCGGAACCGCCAUCUCAGCCAAUGCCCGAUGAGCAGCCGGUCUUGACGCCGACACCCUCCGAGUCGGAGUCCUCGAGUCCUAGCACGAAGGACCAUCCUAGCGACGAUGCCUCACGUUCGUACAUGGAUACGCCCAGUCUAUCUCCCGUGUCCACCCUCCCGCCCUCGUCGCCUUGGGGCCUUCGCAGUUGCUUCUAUGAGAGAGCUAGAGACAAGGAUAUGUUGCCGUCGGGUAUAGAUGACGAUUGGCCGCCCUUCUUCAACACCCACGCAGUGUCACACAAUUCGACCUCACUUACAUCGGCUUUACCUCUCCCUUCUCCCGUCUCCACCAUGCCGCUCUUCCCGAUAAGAGACGGUCACGUUGAGUGGCAGUCAUUGAUUGCCUCUGCCAAGGACAGGAACGCUACACUGUCUCCUAAAGUGUCCUCAAGCAUGACGAAACCCACGACAGAAGACCUGGUGCCGCCGCGCCGUGGGUUCCCGGCAAAGGGUAUAGACACCGGUUCUGCAGAUGCACCAGACUGGUUGCAGUCGCGAUCCAGAGUUGUCCACCGUCAUUCAAAUCUGGUGCAGCCCGGCCCUCCAGCCACGGAAUCGGACAACGAGGACUUCGUCGUGCUGUCGACGUCGGAGGAGCAGGUGAGGGAGCAGCUCAGCGCAGGCGCGAAGAAGUUCCUCGAAUCGCGUGCGCUGGACAAAGGCGAGGCAAUCCUGUGCAAGCUUCCGUCGGCCCAUCGGUGGCGUCUGGUCAACAAGCUUGUCUCGCACGCAGUCAGCGCUGGGGUCGCCGCCGCACGGCUCGUCAGCGAUCUCUUCUCCCUUGCGGCGUCCAACGGACUGUGCUCUCCGGAUGACUUCGACGCUGGGUUCUCCCCGACGAUGGAGAUACUGGAUAUCCUCACGUUGCGGCAGCCGAGCGCGCUCAGUCUUGUUGCGAUAUUGUUGAAGGGCACGCGGCUCAAGGACGAGCAACUGAGUAGGAUAGUGCGCAAGGCUGUAAGUAGUGACUCGGAGAUGCUUCUUGCUCUGUUGCUGUAGGUUCGACUUGGCCUUUGCAUCAAUAUGAACUUCACUGUGUGUGUACGUAGUUUCGUGUAUGAGUAGGAUUUACGUUGUCUCCGCAAAUUCAAAGAUUCUACCG
This is a messenger RNA of Rhodofomes roseus, 3216 nucleotides long. RefSeq lists its product as uncharacterized. Lineage: Eukaryota; Fungi; Basidiomycota; Agaricomycetes; Polyporales; Fomitopsidaceae. Gene Ontology annotation, cellular component: eukaryotic translation initiation factor 4F complex. The coding region runs from base 264 to 3113 and encodes 949 amino acids. The transcript is spliced from 4 exons. Gene Ontology annotation, molecular function: translation initiation factor activity; mRNA binding; protein binding. The record is from RefSeq and is a predicted model, not a curated record.